UUUAUUGUUUAAUGUUAAUACGGUGAAGGUGUGCCCUGGGGAGUGUAUAUCACAAGACAAGUUUUCAUCGACGAAUAUCCAUUAAACUUCAGUGAAAGUUAUCGUGUUUAAUAUUACUGGUUCGUAACUUUGUUUUGUGAUUUAUUAAGGUGGAUUUAGUAUGUUUGAUGUUCAGCUGACAAGCCAGGAGACAAAGGGAAGGAGAUGGCUCGACAGCCGCGUACUGCGUGUUCCGCGCUCGCGCCGCCCCGCAGCCCGGAGGCCGAGACGCUUCGCGUUAGUGUCUUCCGCGCGGGAGCGAAAUUUCGCACGGCAUCCGUCGGGCCCGCGAUUCGUGAUGCUUAUGCGUAUGUCGGUUGUAUUGCAGCGACGCCGAGCGAUUCGACAGCCCCACCGCGUGGCAACGCCCGCGCCUGCCCUGGGGCUUCGCCCCUCGCGACUCGCCGCGCGCGUUCGGAACCCUCGCUCCUGCCAAUCCGCUAUUGGAACUCUAAAGAAUGUCGUCUCGACGCAACGGCUCAGUGUCUCGGGCGGCUGAGGCGGCGUCCAAGAAUCGCUUGCACAUGGACCGCAACCCGCAGCACUCGAGGUUGACUGGUGAGCAUUUCAAAUCUAUAUACAGUGGAUUUCGGGUAUAACGAUGAUGAAGAGACCACUCUAUUUUCGUCGUUAUAUCCGAAAGUCGUUACAGGCAAAGGUAACAAAUAAAUACUACAAUAACUAUAAUGUAUUGACAUUAUAGUUGCUACUCAGAAUAUCACUUCGUAAUUGAACCAUAAAUUUAACUCCCAAACAUACAACCUUUCCUACCUACUUAGCUGAUAUCUAUAAACAAAAGGUAAAGGUCUCCACACUUGCUGACCAUCUGUGUGAAAAACAAAAGAUAAGAAAUGUUUGUGAAAGAAAGAAAUCUUUGUGUCUUUGGCCUCCGACUUCCAUCCAAUAUCUGCAUGGGAUUUCUAGGAAUUUGUUACAAAUGAUUCAUUAAAAACAGUCCCUACACCUAAUUUAACAUCACUAUAGGUAAAUGGUUGCUACAACCAAGAAAUCCAUUGUACCAUAUGUUCCAUUGUCUUUGAGUUUGUCCAAUGGACAAUAAAACUAAAUGUAUAAUUUUUACAACACUAAAUUACCAAUGUCAAUGUGCUUUUAGAUUUAUUUGGUUGAGCCAUGUUACAUCCCUGUUUUUUUUUUAUUACUCUAUGAACCUGCCGCUCAGGGGCACGUAUGUAUUUAAACAUAUAUUUAAAUCAGGUAGACUAAGCUUUGCAGUGGAUAUCAUAAUACACAGACCCUACACCCUACAGACCCCCAUGUUCUAUAUACGAUACUUUUGAAAAAAUUAUGGAGGAAGUUUUUGCUAAGCUUAAUAAACAGAAUAAAUCUGUUGUAAUAUGUGGAGACUUUAAUAUCAAUCUCCUAGACGCUUCCUCAAUCAAUAUUAAUUUUAGAUCAUUGUUUAAAUCAUAUGGUCUUUUUAAUUUAUUUUUAGAGCCAACGCGUAUUGCUCAAUCUAGUGCAACAUGUAUAGAUAACAUUUUUACAAAUGUGAAGCCGUUGCAUAAAUGUAUAAUUCAAAAAUUAAGUUCUGAUCGCUGUGGACAGGUAGUUUCGUUACCUUAUGUUCACAAAAAGCAAGUAGAUGAGAAAGUUGUGUUUGUUCCAGUAAAUGCACGUCGCUUGGAGAAAUUUAGAAGUAACAUAGUGAAAAAACUUCCAUCACUCCAUAGCAAAAUGAUCCAAAUUUUUUGUAUGGAACAUUAUUUAAGCUUAUUUGCAAUGAAUUUAAUAAUACUUUUACUUCUAAAAUAUUCUCCUUGAACAGUCUGAAGUCAUUUAAUGAAUGGGCGACAGUAGGAGUCCAUAGGAGCAGACAUAGGUUAUAUGAUCUUUACCAUGAAAGGUCAUAUAAUCAUAGCGUCGAAUUUAGGGAAUAUGUGAAAAAAUAUUAAAAAUAUUUAAAAGAGUGUGCUCCACAGCCAAGUCUUUGCAUUUGAGCAACAAAAUUAAGACGGCUUCUAAUAAAAUUAAAAUGACAUGGAGUAUAAUUAAUAGCGAAACUGGUAAGAUCAACUCUAGCAAUUCAAACUACCAGUUAAGUGUUAGUAACAAAUUAAUCGAAUCAGAUCAGGACGUUGCAAUGGUUUUCGAGAAAUAUUUUACUGAUAUUCCGAUAUUAACCACUAAGUCACUGAAUUCUUCUCCUGCGGUCGCCGCAUCAUUACUUAAACAAAAUGUAAAUGCGUAUACAAAGAAUUUUGCAUUUCAUAAAGUAUCAUCAAAAGAUAUUGUAAAAUAUUUUAAAACUAUUGAUGUUAAGAAAACUGCGGAUCUGUGGGGGAUUUCCGUUAAAGUUAUUGCGUCUAUAAUAGAUACAAUCGCGCCUCAUUUAGCUAUUAUUUUUAAUACUAGUAUUGAAUCUGGUGUGUUUCCUGAUUUAAUGAAGCAUAGUAAAGUAAUACCUUUAUUUAAAUCUAGUAGUACAUUAGACCCCGCCAAUUUUAGACCUAUUUCUGUACUACCAACACUUAGUAAGAUUUUUGAAAAAAAUUUUCUUGAUCAAAUGUUAAAUUUCUUUAAUGUAAAUAAUUUAGUUCAUAAAAAUCAAUUUGGUUUCACAAGGGGUCGCUCGACAACUGAUGCCGGUGUUGAGCUGAUUAAAUAUAUAUUUAAUGCAUGGGAGAAUUCACAGGAUACAGUAUACUUUGUGAUCUAUCCAAAGCCUUCGAUUGUGUUCACCAUGAAACAUUAAUCAGGAAACUUCAACACUACGGUGUAAGAAGUGAUGCUCUUAAAUUAAUUAUUUCAUAUUUAAGUAAGAGAACGCAAAAAGUUGUCAUUAACGGUAUGAGUUCUUCCGGGUCGAUGGUACAAAUGGGCGUGCCUCAAGGCUCAAUUCUCGGCCCCUUUCUGUUUCUUGUAUACAUUAAUGACUUACCUUACAUAGUAAGAGAUAACCAUGAUAUAGUAUUAUUUGCAGAUGACACUUCUUUAAUUUUCAAAUUAAGUCGACAAUUGCUAAAAUAUGACUGAGUAAAUAAUGCUAUAUCUAAAUUAGUAAAUUGGUUCAAUGUUAAUAAUUUGCAUUUAAAUGGCACUAAAACGAAAUGUAUGAAAUUUAUGACUCCAAAUGUCAAACAAUUAAAUACUAAUGUAAUUUUAAAUGGGGAGAAACUGAGUCUUGUAGAUACCACCAUUUUUCUUGGAAUCACACUAGACGCGAAGCUUCAAUGGAGCCCCCAUAUAUCAAAACUAGCAAGCAGACUUAGUUCUGCAGCAUAUGCCGUAAAAAAGAUUAGAAGUCUAACUAGUGUUGAAACAGCUAGACUAGUUUACUUUAGCUAUUUCCAUAGCAUAAUGUCGUAUGGUAUUUUGCUAUGUGUCCCCAUAGCAAAGUACCAUACGACAUUAUGCUACGCAGCUGACACUGAAAUUAUAUUUGUUUUACAGAAGAGGGCUAUAAGAGCAAUUUAUGAUUUAAAGCCUAAAGAGUCGCUGCGACAAAAAUUUAAGGAAAUUAAUAUAUUAACUUUGGCGUCUCAAUACAUUUAUGAAAAUGUAAUGUACGUACACAAAAAUAAAAGUAGUUUUACAAAAAUAAGUGAUAUUGAUUCUGUAAAUACUAGGAACAGACACAAGCUAGUAGUACCAGUUAAUCGACUCCAUCGAGUCAGUAAUUCAUUGUUGGGGCGAUGUAUACGCUUUUACAACAAAAUUCCAGAAAAUAUACAAAAUUUGACCUGCUCAAAGUUCAAAAACUUUAUUAAACUAAGUUUGUAUAAAAAGGGUUAUUAUAAUAUUAAUGAAUUUAUAGAUGAUAAUAACCCCUGGAAAUGAGGUGAUCGCUACCAAGCUAUUAUUUCUAAUUUGUUGUGUUGUUAAUUUGUGUAACAUACAUGAUUGUAAGCUGUUAUUUAAAAAAAAAGUCCCGCUGGGUUUCUUGCUGGUUCUUCCCAGGACAGAGGUUUUUUUUUCGAACCAGUGGUAAUCAUACAAAAGAGUGACUUUCAAUAAGUAUUAUUUAUAAUCUAUAUGGAAUAAAAAGUUUCUGUUUCUGUUUCAUAAUAAAUUUUAAAGAAAAUUUUUGUCACUAAGGGUGGUAAAAUAGGGGAUGAAGUUUUACAUGAUCAUCAUUACAGCCCUUCACAAGUCCACUGCUGAACAUAGGCCUACUCCAAGGAAUGUCACAAAGCACAGCCCUGAGCCACCUACAUCCAUCGACUUCCUGUUCCUGUAUGUUUUACCAACUAUAGUUUUUAAUAUUUAGAGUCUAAAUUUUAGACAUUCUAAUUUAUCUAUAUUAACUUAUAUAUCUUAGUCCACUCAAAAUAGUAAAAAAUAAGGAAAACAAUUCCAUCUAAUAACUGCAGCAACUUUACAAGCUAUUAUGUGGAAUUUUGAUUGAACUAUGAAUUGUAUUUUGAGUGGACUAAGGAAUGUCACAAGUUCAAGGUUUAAUAUGUGGUAGAGCCAUGCUGCAGCUAUAACUAUAUUAGUAGUAUAGUUGUAGCACAAAUGAGUCAGCUCGAACGGGGUAGGACCACGCUCUCACUGAAUACCAGUAACAAAUAGCAGCUUAAUGCUGCUGUGUUUCGUGUGGUGAGUGUAGAGAACCGAAGACACUUUUUACUGGAAAUGAGGCAUUCCAUUGUAGUCCUCACGGAUGACAAACCAUCUGCAUUUUGAUUCGUAAUCAAGGAUAGAUCUAGAUAUCUAUGGGCCACAGCAUCCACAUAGCAUCAGUACCAGUGAACGAACAUGUCUUAGAUCUAUACACUGGUUGUACAAUCAUGUUUUCAACUUUUGAGUUAUAUACAUGAGAAUUUGGGUUGUAAUCUCACAAAUGCUGCCAGUCUGUCAAUUGAUUUAUCUUUCGGUCGAAGUUAGAUUUGCCAAGUCGCACAAUAAUCAUCAACAACUUCGAGCACAGUGUUCCUAACAACUACUGGCAUAGGUGUGACCUUUGUGUAUUGUCCGUGUUCAUAACAACACCUAUCUGUUGGGAGACACAAUUAAGAAUAUUGAGCAUAGUGCUGAGGUCUUCCAGCGAUUCUGCCAUAAUGUCUAUAAUCUAUAUCACCAACAAAUCGAAGGGAGUGAUGUACUCGUCAUUGAUGGUACUGUAUACUAUCCAAUCCAGCCAGUUGAAAACUACUUCCAAUGCAGCGGUGAAGAGUUUCAGGGUAACAUCAACCUCUCUGCACUCUGUUUCGUACUCUGGUUCCAUACUCAGACAGCCACUGUAGCUCUACAGUACAAACACUAACACUUCAAUAUACGGACUGUCGACUUGGCACUGCUAAAGGGGAUACUUUUCGACGGCAUGUAGUACAUCCACUUAAGCAAGAUGAAGUGGUAGAUUGUACUCUUUAAUCUUCUUUCUUUAUAUAUCCCAAUUCUGUUCUUAAUUUCACCAAUUUCUCAGAAACUGCUAAAUUGAUUUGAACUAUUCUUCUUCUAUUAUAUGGGUAACAGGGUGGAGAAUAAGGAAUGUUACUUUUUUUAUAGGAUAAGGGUGACAAGAAGCACACAGUCCACCUGAUGCUAAGUGGAUGCUGGGGCUCAUAGACAUCAACAUCUAUCCUUGACUACGAAUCAAAAUGCAGAUGCGUUGUCACCCGUGAGGACUAAGAUGGAACGCCUUGUUUAUGUACCCACUAGAUGAGCAUAAAAAUAUCAUAAAUACCAAUAUGGACGAGACCUGGAUCCACCAUUUUAAUGCUGAAACCAAACAACAAUCAAUGGUUUGGAAAUGAGCGUCCUCACCGACGCCGAAGAAGUGUCAAGUACGGCUGGAAAGGUUAUGGCGUCCGUUUUAGCGAGACAAACGAACAGCAAUUGAUUUUUAUAUAUAGAUAUUACAUUGAUACUAUAUUUAUUUCGAGAGGCCCUCUUUUCCAGAAAAAAAUAUUGUUUCAAUGUCAGUCGGGUUACUCUGUAGCGAAAUUUCAUAUAACUAGGUAUGCUAUAAAAAUAACUAAAUUAAACCAACCUUGCUCUUUCAACAUCAGCACUAAGUCUAAUUGUUAAUUCAGAUAUAUAUUCCCCCCUUAAAUUUGAGUAAUAACUAAUAAUCAAUUCAUUCAUUCAUUACAGCCCUUCACAAGUCCACUGCUGAACAUAGGCCUCCCCAAAAGAAUGCCACAAAGCACGGUCCUGAGCCACCUGCAUCCAUCGACUUCCUGCAUGUCUUACCAGGUCGUCACUCCAUCUCGUGGGGGGACGCCCUACACUUCGCCUACCGGUACGAGGCUGCCACUCGAGAACCUUUCUUCCCCAUCGGUUGUCGGUUCUUCGAGCUAUAUGGCCGGCCCACUGCCACUUCAGCUUACUAAUCCGUUGGGCUAUGUCGGUUACUCUGGUUCUACUGCGGAUAUCCUCAUUCCUAAGUUUAUCACGCAGAGAAACUCCGAGCAUAGCCCUCUCCAUAGCUCGCUGAGCGACCUUGAGCUUCCUCAUACGGCCAGCAGUGAAGGACCACGUCUCUGUUCCGUAAGUCAUCACUGGCAACACGCACUGGUUGUACAAUUUCGUUUUAAGGUUUUGAGGUAUGUCUGACGAGAAGAUGUGUCGUAGCUUCCCGAACGCUGCCCAGCCGAGUUGAAUCCGUCGAUUGACCUCUCGGUCGAAGUUGGGCUUACCUAGUCGGACUAUUUGUCCCAGGUAAACAUACUCGUCAACAACUUCGAGCUUAGUGCUCCCAACAACUACCGGCAUAGGUGUGACAUGGACAUUAAACAUGAUCUUUGUUUUGUCCAUGUUCAUCUUAAGACCUAUCCGUUGGGAAACACUAUUGAGGUCAUUGAGCAUAGUGCUUAGGUCCUCCAGCGAUUCUGCCAUAAGGACUAUAUCGUCGGCAAAUCGAAGGUGAGUGAUGUAAGACUAAUAAUCAAUAAUAUAUAAUAAUUUUAAUUCAAAGCAAAAACGCUUGUUUUGUUCCUUUCAUGAAAUCUUUACUUUUCAUUGGGGCCCCCCAACAAAUUUUGAUACAGGGCCCAUCUAAGGCACGCUACGCCGCUGCUUAGUCCUCACGCGUGACAACGCAUCUGCAUUUCGAUUCUUUAAUGAGGAUAGAUGUAUAUGUCUAUAGCGCACAGCAACCACUUACCAUCAUGUGGACUGUGUGCUCGUUUGUCACCCGAUCC
Parnassius mnemosyne (clouded apollo) is the source of this 7145-nucleotide messenger RNA. Lineage: Eukaryota; Metazoa; Arthropoda; Insecta; Lepidoptera; Papilionidae. The record is from the annotation of a GenBank genome assembly.